Thlaspi arvense is the source of this 321-nucleotide messenger RNA. NCBI's taxonomy places the organism in Eukaryota, Viridiplantae, Streptophyta, Magnoliopsida, Brassicales, Brassicaceae. The record is from the annotation of a GenBank genome assembly.
AUGAGAACUUCUUCUCUUCUUGGUUGGUUCUUGAUCAUCUCCCUCUUGCUACUCUCUCAAUCCCUCAUAAUUUCUUCCGAAUAUCAUGAACAGAAGAUCACUCCUUUGGGUCGGAAACUAGUUGAACAUGAAGAGAACGCCGAUGGGUCUCAGUCUCACGGUCAUCACCAUGACAAUCUUCGAGUUUUUGUGAGGAAAAGCAAAUCUAAGAAGAAGAAGAAGAAGGACAAAUCAUCGGCUACUAGAACUCUUCUCUCUAACCCAUUUACUUAUCUAUCUACUGUCGCGAGUUCCUUUGUUUUAAUGCUCGCCGCAUUCUAA